UAUGCGCCCGCCGCUGCUGCUGCCCGGGGGCGGCGGCGGGGAGAGAGAUUGGGGCCUCCCUCCUCCGGGCCGGAGACCAUGGAGCAAAGCUACGGCGAAGUGAACCAGCUGGGGGGCGUCUUCGUCAACGGGCGCCCCUUGCCCAACGCUAUCCGGCUCCGGAUCGUGGAGCUGGCCCAGCUAGGCAUCCGUCCCUGCGACAUCAGUCGCCAGCUGCGGGUCUCCCACGGCUGCGUGAGCAAGAUCCUGGCCCGCUACAACGAGACCGGCUCCAUCCUGCCCGGCGCCAUCGGGGGCAGCAAGCCCCGGGUCACCACCCCCAACGUGGUCAAGCACAUCCGAGACUACAAGCAGGGCGACCCGGGCAUCUUCGCCUGGGAGAUCCGGGACCGCUUGCUGGCCGACGGCGUCUGCGACAAGUACAACGUGCCCUCCGUCAGCUCCAUCAGCCGCAUCCUCAGGAACAAGAUCGGGAGCCUCUCGCAGCCCGGAGGAGCGGGAGCGGGAGGAGGAGGAGGAGGAACCGGUGGAGGACCCUACGACGGAGGUGGCAGCGGCGGAGGCAGCUGCAAGCACCCGGGGCCCCCGCAGCCCGCCCUCCCCUACAACCACAUCUACCAGUACCCUUACCCCAGUGCCGCCGCCGCCGCCAAGCUCGGCACCCACCCAGGAGGCCCGGUCUCGGCCGCCCACGUCAGCCUCCCCCGGUCGUGGCCCUCGGCCCACUCGGUCACCAACAUUCUGGGCAUCCGCACCUUCAUGGAGCAAAGCGGAGCUCUAGCCGGACCCGAUGGCUCUGCCUACCCUCCCAAAUUAGAAGACUGGCCGAGUGUCAACAGGACCACCUUUUCAGCUGCAGGGCAAGGCGUCAACGCGCUUGACAAGUCGGCCUCGGAAGCAGACAUUAAAUACCCCCAGCCGCCUCCUGGGCUCUCGGCGGUGAGCCCCUUCCUCUCCCCGUGUGCCUACCCCUCCUCAAACCAGGCCGGAGUCUACGCAGGGCCAGGCGGGGGCUACCUGGGUCCGGCCCAUCAUCCCUGGCAAGCUCAAGGCAGCCCUUUGGCUCACCAUCACCAUGGGCCCAGCGUGGCACUUCAUGGCGGAGAGCUACCUUCCUCCAUGGCCUUCAAGCACCCAGCCCGAGAAGCCGGGGAGAGGAAGCAAGCCACCACUGCUACCUCCACCACCGGGACCAAGGCUCCAGCAGACGCCCACAGCGGCCUCCACGGACUUUCUGCCCCAGCCUCCUCAUCCUAGAAGGGAGAAAGGAGACAUUUGCUUUGGAGGCUGGGAGAAGGAAUCCCUUGCCCAGCCACAGUGGCCAAUGUGAGAAGUGAGAAGCUGCAGGCGGCCACAGCAUAGUCCUCUCUGCACUUUCUCGUGGCACGAUCCUGCUUUAAAGGAGUGCGGAAGAAUGGGCUUGCCUUUGUCUGACUGGCCUUGUGAGCUAAGAGGGAAUAAAAGCACACGGGGCAAAAAAACCAAGCGGGUGGAUUUGCUUUUGUGGCUCGACUCGCAUGGCAUGGAUUUACAAAUGCUGCUUGUUUAUUUGUUUCCGACCAAUUUGUUUGCCGUUGCCAUCUUCAGAGGCUGAGAGAGUGUGGCCCAGAUGGCCGAGGUGGGAUUCGAACCCAGGUCUCCCAGUGCCCUAAUCUGACGCUCAACCAUUAAACGCCAUGCUGGUUCUCUCGGGACCCCAAAACAAACCUUGGCCCAAAUGGUGUUGAUGUUCCAGUGAGGU
Molecule: messenger RNA, 1741 nt
Organism: Sceloporus undulatus (fence lizard)
Lineage: Eukaryota; Metazoa; Chordata; Lepidosauria; Squamata; Phrynosomatidae
Gene: PAX1
Product: paired box 1
Exons: 5
Coding region: 79-1257 (392 amino acids)
Biological process (GO): anatomical structure development; regulation of transcription by RNA polymerase II
Molecular function (GO): DNA-binding transcription factor activity, RNA polymerase II-specific; RNA polymerase II cis-regulatory region sequence-specific DNA binding
Source: RefSeq, a predicted model, not a curated record